AUUACUCCCUCAACUCCAACUCCAACUCCAACUCUGUGAAAACUCCGCUAUAUAAACCUAUCAAUUGCCUCUUCUCUUUCCCACCGCCCUUUGUGUCUGGCGUCGUUCGCUGCGCUGCAUCUGCUGUCGUUCUUCUCCGGAUCAAGUCCUCGGCUUUAGCUUGGGUCCUCCCGAGGAAGGCGGCAAGGGAAGGAACGCGAAUGGCGAGCUACACCCCCAAGAACAUCCUUAUCACUGGGGCGGCGGGCUUCAUCGCGUCCCACGUCGCCAAUCGCCUGGUCCGUAACUACCCUGACUACAAGGUGGUGGUGCUCGACAAGCUUGACUACUGCUCUAACCUCAAGAACCUCCACCCCUCCCUCUGCUCCCCCAACUUCAAGUUCGUCAAGGGCGACAUCGCGAGCGCCGACCUCGUGCACUUCCUCCUCCUCACCGAAUCCAUCGACACUAUCAUGCACUUCGCCGCCCAGACCCACGUCGACAACUCCUUCGGCAACUCCUUCGAGUUCACUAAGAACAACAUCUACGGCACCCACGUCCUUCUUGAGGCCUGCAAGGUCACCGGCCAGAUCCGCCGAUUCAUCCACGUCAGCACCGAUGAGGUAUACGGAGAGACCGAUGAAGAUGCCGUCGUCGGCAAUCACGAGGCGUCGCAGUUGCUGCCGACUAACCCCUACUCCGCCACCAAAGCCGGGGCCGAGAUGCUCGUCAUGGCCUACGGCCGCUCCUACGGCCUGCCCGUCAUCACGACGCGGGGGAACAACGUCUAUGGGCCCAAUCAGUUCCCCGAGAAGCUCAUUCCCAAGUUCAUCCUCCUCGCCAUGCGGGGGCUGCAGCUCCCCAUCCACGGAGAUGGAUCCAACGUCAGGAGCUAUCUCUACUGCGAGGAUGUUGCGGAGGCCUUCGAGGUUGUGCUUCAUCGAGGCGAAGUCGGCCAUGUCUACAACAUUGGGACGAAGAAAGAAAGGAGGGUGAUUGAUGUGGCCAAGGAUAUCUGCGGGCUCUUCGAUCUGGAUCCCAACUCUGUCAUCAAGUGUGUGGACAACAGGCCCUUCAAUGACCAGAGGUACUUCCUGGAUGAUCAAAAGCUGAAGAACCUCGGGUGGUCGGAGCGGACAACUUGGGAGGAGGGACUGAGGAAGACGAUGGAGUGGUACACUAGCAAUCCUGGUUGGUGGGGCGAUGUCUCCGGUGCGUUAGUUCCUCAUCCACGGAUGCUGAUGAUGCCUGGAAUCGAGAGGCACUUUGAUGCGUCUGAAGCCACAAAGGACAUGGCUUCUCAUUUCACCAACAAUUUGAGUCAGACAAGAAUGGUGGUUCCUGCUCCAAGAAAUGCUGCUGCUUCCCAAAAGCCUCCUCUCAAGUUCUUGAUCUAUGGUAGGACUGGGUGGAUUGGUGGUCUCCUUGGGAAGAUAUGCACAAAACAGGGCAUACCUUUUGAGUAUGGAAAGGGUCGUCUGGAGGAGCGCUCACAACUCAUAUCGGAUAUCCAGUCAGUGAAGCCAACGCAUGUUUUUAAUGCUGCCGGUGUGACUGGCAGGCCUAAUGUCGAUUGGUGCGAGUCUCACAAGAUGGAGACAAUUCGCACCAACGUUGUGGGUACUCUUACUUUGGCAGAUGUCUGCAGGGAGCAUGGGUUGUUGAUGAUGAACUAUGCUACUGGGUGUAUAUUUGAGUACGAUGAUGCACAUCCAGAAGGCUCAGGCAUUGGUUUCAAGGAGGAAGACAAGCCAAAUUUUACUGGCUCAUACUACUCGAAGACAAAGGCGAUGGUUGAAGAACUUCUGAGGGAAUAUGAUAAUGUAUGCACUCUGAGGGUUCGAAUGCCAAUAUCCUCUGACCUGAACAACCCACGGAACUUCAUCACGAAGAUCAGUCGUUAUAAUAAAGUGGUAAACAUUCCCAACAGCAUGACUAUCUUAGAUGAGCUUCUGCCAAUAUCUAUUGAGAUGGCAAAAAGGAACUGCAGGGGAAUAUGGAAUUUCACAAAUCCUGGGGUCGUUAGUCACAACGAGAUAUUGGAGAUGUACAAGAAAUAUAUUGAUCCCAGCUUUAAGUGGGCUAAUUUUACGCUUGAAGAGCAGGCUAAGGUCAUUGUUGCUCCUCGCAGCAACAAUGAGAUGGAUGCUUCAAAGUUGAAGAAAGAGUUUCCUGAGUUGUGUUCUAUAAAGGAAUCACUUAUCAAGUAUGUCUUUGAACCAAAUAGGAAGGUCCCGCUUGGUGGAGAAACCAAGCGAAACUAGAUAAUGUAGAAAUUAGAUCUAAUUUCUCAACCUACAUUACCUAUGUUGAACCUUGUUCUCUGCCUUUAGUUGUUCUAUUUGCUGUAUGUCUGAUCUUGUCAAUUAGUGUUCUUCGCUUAAUGCAUUGUAGUGAAGGCAAUGGGUAUUUUGCCAUUUAUGAGAAUCGUUAUUGUUAAAGGUCUAGAAUUUGAAUGGUCCUGUCCAAUUAAUAUUGUAGGAUAUCUAUUGAAUCACAGCCGAAUUGUUGUAUCUCUA
Molecule: messenger RNA, 2498 nt
Organism: Musa acuminata AAA Group (dessert banana)
Lineage: Eukaryota; Viridiplantae; Streptophyta; Magnoliopsida; Zingiberales; Musaceae
Product: trifunctional UDP-glucose 4,6-dehydratase/UDP-4-keto-6-deoxy-D-glucose 3,5-epimerase/UDP-4-keto-L-rhamnose-reductase RHM1-like
Exons: 3
Coding region: 201-2243 (680 amino acids)
Biological process (GO): nucleotide-sugar metabolic process
Molecular function (GO): dTDP-glucose 4,6-dehydratase activity
Source: RefSeq, a predicted model, not a curated record